AUGUCGGUCAUAACAGCAGACCCAAAUUCCGUCAUAGCUGAGCCUUGCUAUUCGAGCGCACCUCUAGUAGCCACAACCACUGUCGCCCCAGAAGCCACAACCACUGUCGCCCCAGAAGCCACAACCACUGUCGCCUCAGAAGCCAUCACCACCAUCGCUCCUGGUGUAGCAACUGCAAGCCUGACGUCAUCAGCAACAACAAUACAACUGGAAACUAGCUCUGUCACAAUAUUGGGCACACAACAAACUUCGUCAACAGCCACCCCACAACUAAGUAAUACUAUCACGACAGUGGAUUUAACUACUGCCGCUCUCAGUACAGAAUCCCUCACCAACGUGUACACAGGAACGCCCACCAGUUCCUGCUACCACUGUUUCUGUAACAGUAACAAGAUGACAUCAAUGUCUCCAGAAGAGUUACAAUCCCAGAUAGAAACUCUCAAAAAGGAGCUGACAGUCGAGAAAAAGGACUUGUCGUCAUGGAAACGAAAACUUAUUAGCAUACCAGAUGAAAGGGUUUCAGCAAAGGGGCUAGGCUACUUAGGCGCAGGAAUGCUGGCAGUAGUGUUUGGAGCGGUUGUAAUCAUAGACCUUCCCAGGUUUCUGAACGGAUUGAAGAUAUUUUACCACACAAUGUGUAGCCACAAGAAGGUUAGCGACGUCGAAUGAUUCACCAAAUAUCUAGUAUAUUAGUCUCGUACGUGAUAUACACCAUUCGAACGCGCUGUGACAAAUCUUUUUUUUUAGUUUAUAUGUUGAGCGAAUCACUUCCGUCCAAACAAUUGUGAUAAGACUAAGGGAGAGAGACUAGAUGUCAUCGUCUUUUUGUAUUAUUAUCUGUACAGCAAGGAAAAGGGCAAAUAAUUUUGAAACAAUCAAAAGAGUUCGGUACAUACGAAUCUACACACUAGUACUGAAAAACUGAGUUUGACAUUUUUUGUUAAGUAUUGUUAUUAUAUGAUCAUGAUACAAGUAUAUGUUGCUUUGACUGACAUUCAUUCUACUUCUAAUUAAAACGGUAGAACACAAUCUACAGCUAACACAGGUUGUGACUUUUAUCGCUGAUGUUUGAAAGAUAUCAUAAUACAAAUGGAUGGCGGGAAGGGGUUGCUUUUCUGCUCAAACGCGAAACUGUUUGAUAACUCGGCGGGUGCAAUGAUAUUAUAGAUUAAACUACAACCAUGUGACUGAUCAAAGUAUAAUAUUGUGACUAGUGAUUGUACUUUGGAAAUGUGAUAAUUUCUUGCUAUAACUUCUUGGGAUGUAAAGUGUUAAGGACAGAGGUAGUGUAUGGGAAGUGAUUAUAACUAGUCUGGGUAAGUGUUGACUGCAGUCAUAAUUUGGAGAAUUAUAAACCCAAACUAUCAAGAGUUUAGAGAGGUGGAAAUAUCAACUAUGAAAAGUCUGGAUAAGUCGAGAUCUCAGCUAAAAAAUGUCGGAAUAAGACGAGAUCUCAACUAUAUAUAGUUUGGAUAAGUCGAGAUCUCAGCCAUAAAUAGUUCGGAUAAGUCGAGAUCUCAGCUAUAAAUAGUUCGGAUAAGUCGAGAUCUCGGCUAUAAAUAGUUUGGAUAAGUCGAGAUCUCAGCUAUAAACAGUUUGGAAAAGUAAAGAUCUCAUCUAUAAAUAGUUUUGAGAAGUGGAGAAUUCCGCUAUAAAUAGUUUGGAUGAAUGGAGAUCUCAGCUAUAAACAGUUUGGAGGAGGGAUAUCUCAGCUAUAAAUAGUUUGAAAGAGUGGAGAACUUAGCUAUAACAAGUUUGGAAAAAUGGAGAACUCCACUAUUAAUAGUUUGGAGAAGAUGAGAACUCAGCUAUAAAUAGUCUCAAAGAGCGAAUAACUCAUGAUCAUCUAUAAAUAGUUUCGAAGAGCGGAGAACUCAUGAUUAUCUAUAAAUAGUUUCGAAGAGCGGAGAACUCAUGAUCAGCUAUAAAUAGUUUCGAAGAGCAGAUAACUCAUGAUCAGCUAUAAAAAGUUUCGAGGAGUGAUGAUCUAAGGCACGUUGCACAUGCCAAUCAGGUGGGAGAAGAUUGAAAGGUCAAUUAAGUAAGAAAUAAAAGUUAAGGUUUUAGCUGUCGUGUUUUAAAUUAUAUUACUGUACUUGUAAUACCUGUAGAAAUUAUUAUAUAUUUUUCAUGUCGAGUAGAAAUGGACAGUUUAUAUUCACAUUGGUUAUAUUUACCGCCAUAUCUGUAGGUAAUGGUUGAUAAUACACCAAUAUACUUUUUUAAAUAAAUUUUUAGAGAACGAUACGGCAACUUUUAUAUAUUUGUUGAAAAUACUGCAAUGAUUGUACUUGUAUGUACAUGUACAUACCAUGUAAUCUGUGAUAAAUACUGCAAUAAAUGUAUGUAAUUAGUGACAUAAAAAAUAAUAUAAUAUAAUUAGUGGUGAAAAUUGCAACGCAUGUUUUAGUAUGUCAUUGUAUCUGUAUGUAAUUAUUGAUACAGUAAUAUGUGUAUGCAAUUAGUGAGAAAUAUAGAAAUAUUUACAUAUAAUUGAUGGUUAAUACCAUAAUAACACUAUGUAAUUACUGAUAUAUAUAUACAAUAAUCCAUGUAUUUAAUUGGUGAUACAAUGUAGCUACAACAAUACCAGUUUGUUAUUACUGAUACAUGUAUAUACAAUAAUCCCUGUAUUUAAUUGGUGAUACAAUUUAGCUACAACAAUACCAGUUUGAUAUUACUGAUACAUGUAUAUACAAUAAUCCCUGUAUUUAAUUGGUGAUACAAUGUAGCUACAACAAUACCGGUUUGUUAUUACUGAUAGAUGUAUAUACAAUAAUCCCUGUAUAUGAUUGGUGAUACAAUGUAGCUACAACAAUACCAGUUUGUUAUUACUGAUAGAUGUAUAUACAAUAAUCCCUGUAUAUAAUUGGUGAUAGAUAUAGUAAUACCCCUAUGUUGUUUAUGAUAAACUGUCUUUCAUAGGUGGUACAUUCAGGAACAUCUGUACGUUACAGGUAGUAAAUACAACACAACAUGUUUGUAAUUAGUGGUAAUCACAGCAGUACCUGUAUGUAUCCAGUGGUAUAUAUCGGAGUACCUGUGGGUAAUUGUAAUAGUUACAUAUUCACCAUAUAACUGUAAUAACAGUUCAUUAAUUGUAAGGUACGCUAUUGUAGCGUGUGAUUGUCAAUAGUACAAUACAACAAUGUAUUGUUUUGUAUUGUAUUACAUUGUACAGUCAAUAAUUGAUCCAACAGAAAUGUCAUCAAAAACAUCCCUUUGUACAUAAAUGUGUUAAGAUCCGGCGGCUUAUAUAUGCUAUUGCUUUUAAAAAUAUGUCUUCACUAUCAGCUAUGCUCUGAGGUCGAUGAAAGUAGCGUUUAUGAAGCAGUUUCAUAAUUAUGUAUUUGUAUUUCUAUUCACGCAUUCGAUAUUUAACUUAUACCAUUAAUCUCAUCUAACGUUCAAUCCAUGUACCUAUCGUAAACCGCCUCAGUCUUAAAUGAUUACUAAGCCGAUUUAUCUUCGGAAACAACGACUUCAAAAGUGUCCUUUUUAUCUGGUCGUUAGUGUUGAAUUCAAUAUUGAUGCAUAAAAAAACAACGGUGUGUCGGUUACGACAUACCUCAGUGUUGUUACACCAGGGUGUCGGUUACAACAUACCUCAGUGUUGAUACACUAAGGUGUCGGUUACGACAAACUUCAGUGUUGAUACAACGGGGUGUCGGUUACAACAAACUUCAGUGUUGAUACACCAGGGUGUCGGUUACAACAAACUUCAGUGUUGAUACAACGGGGUGUCGGUUACAGUAUACCUCAGUGUUGAUACAACGGGGUGUCGGUUACAACAUACCUCAGUGUUGAUAUACCAGGGUGUCGGUUAAGACAAACUUCAGUGUUGAUACACCAGGGUGUCGGUUACAACAUACCUCAAUGUUGAUACACCAGGGUGUCAGUUACAACAUACCUCAGUGUUGAUACACCAGGGUGUUGGUUACAACAUACCUCAGUGUUGAUAUACCAGGGUGUCGGUUACGACAAACUUCAGUGUUGAUACACCAGGGUGUCGGUUACAACAUACCUCAGUGUUUAUACACUAAGGUGUCGGUUACGACAAACUUCAGUGUUGAUACACCAGGGUGUCGGUUACAACAAACCUCAGUGUUGAUACACCAUGGUGUCGGUUACAACAAACCUCAGUGUUGAUACACCAGGGUGUUGGUUACAACAAACCUCAGUGUUGAUACACCAUGGUGUCGGUUACAACAAACCUCAGUGUUGUUACACCGGGGUUUCGGUUACAACAUACCUCAGUGUUGUUACACCGGGGUUUCGGUUACAACAUACCUCAGUGUUGAUACACCGGGGUUUCGGUUACAACAUACCUCAGUGUUGUUACACCGGGGUUUCGGUUACAACAUACCUCAGUCUUGUUACACCAGGGUGUCGGUUACAACAUACCUCAGUGUUGUUACCCCAGGGUGUCGGUUACAACAUACCUC
Mizuhopecten yessoensis (Yesso scallop) is the source of this 4445-nucleotide messenger RNA. RefSeq names its product mucin-5AC-like. Bases 1 to 669 code for a protein of 222 amino acids. NCBI's taxonomy places the organism in Eukaryota, Metazoa, Mollusca, Bivalvia, Pectinida, Pectinidae. The transcript is spliced from 2 exons. The record is from RefSeq and is a predicted model, not a curated record.